Messenger RNA from Pseudomassariella vexata, 537 nucleotides. RefSeq names its product major facilitator superfamily domain-containing protein. Gene Ontology annotation, cellular component: fungal-type vacuole membrane. NCBI's taxonomy places the organism in Eukaryota, Fungi, Ascomycota, Sordariomycetes, Amphisphaeriales, Pseudomassariaceae. Bases 1 to 537 code for a protein of 178 amino acids. The record is from RefSeq and is a predicted model, not a curated record. The transcript has 2 exons.
AUGACGCGGAGGGGCAAUCUGGUCGUGCUGGAAGCUUUCAAGAAUCCCGCCUACUCCCUCCAGGUUGUAGGCCUCUUCUUGGUCAUCCUCGGCUUCUGGACGCCGUACUUCUAUCUCGCCGCGUAUGGUCAGGCACACGGCAUGUCAGCCAACCUCGCAGCUUACCUGUUCGCCAUCAUCAACGCAGGCCCCUUCGUCGGGCGCAUUCUAGGCGAUACCUUCGCACAGCACGCUGGCCAGUUCAACGUCGUCGCCUUUUCCUGCUACAGCUCUGGCCUCUUGCUGUUCUGCUGGCUUGUCAUCACUUCGUCUGCUGGACUGAUCGUGCUGUCAGUUUUCUUUGGGGCGACCAGCGGGAUCAUCGCACUGAUGAUGUCGACGGUUGCGCACUGUGCACCCCAUCCAAGCAAAUGGAACUUUUCUAACCUGUCAAAGAUCGGUGCCUAUGUCGGUCAGUCGACUUUCAUCAUUGGUUUCGCGGGCCUGGCUGGAACUCCGAUCACCGGUGCCCUCAUCAAUAACUAUGAUACCCAAUGA